AUGGCUAGUGCUUCACAAAUGUUCUUUGACGAGCUUGAUCGCCGGUUUGUGCCCACGGGAGCACAGUUCGAUGUGAUGCAGUGGAUGAAAUCUCUAUCCUACGAUACAAUGGGCUUGAUGACAUUCUCCCGGCCAUAUGGCUACGUUCAGCAUGGGAGAGACUUACACGGCAUCAUGGACGACGUGAACAGGACAAACCUGAUUAUCGGACCCGAAGAACAUCGGAAAAGUGCCAAAUCGCCCUCCAAUGCAAACGUCGACGGACCCAUUGCCGACUGUGACUUCCUCGGGUAUUACCACAAUGCCCAGGAGAGAAAGGAUAAUGUGCCACUUCGAUUUGUGUCAACCUGGACUUUUGACAAUAUUCUUGGAGGGGCCGACUCCACGGCUUCCAUGCUUCGAUCUGUGGUCACCCUGACGCACUGGAAACGGUACGGGCCGAGCUGCGAGAUAAGCAACGCACUGCCACCGGGCUCACUCUACCUUUCCCGCAAUGGCAUGAGCUGCAGAACCUCCCCUUCCUCGACGCCUGCAUUAAAGAGUCACUCCGGCUUGACGCUCCAUUUUGUUGAUGUCUACGAUGUUCCGGCGGAGGGAGCCACAAUCUGUGGUCACUUUUACCCUGGAGGCACCGUGGUUGGCAUGAGUCCAUAUAUUACUAACCGUUAUAAGCCGACAUGGGGUGUUGAUGCGGAUCAGUGGCGUCCCAGUCGCUUGUUGGAAGGCGAACCGUCGCAUACCAGAAAGCUUGAAGCCAGUCUGCUUAGUAAAUCGCCCGGGCUUGGGCUUUCAGGUAAAGUACACGGAAAGCCUAUGUGGCUUGGCCCGCGCCCCCCAGCCCGACCAGUACCAGAGUGCUCCGACAUCGUUGUCGUGGCCGACAUACCCCCAGUGCCACCCAUCCGCCGUCCGGACGCCGUUCGGAACGAACCUCAGGCGUCUGCAUCUACCUCUAGCCACCUCCGACAUCGCCGCCGGCGUAUUAACGAGCUGCCAGCCAUAACUCUCGGCCACUCUGUAACCUGCGGCUGCGAAGAUUGCCGCAAUCGCCGGUUUAACCGGAUGAUUCCGAUGGAGGAAGGCCGGCCUGAAUUGUCUGAACACGGCGAAAUCCUCUAUCUGAAAUUGCCUGGCAAUGGAAACGACUAA
Molecule: messenger RNA, 1149 nt
Organism: Penicillium expansum
Lineage: Eukaryota; Fungi; Ascomycota; Eurotiomycetes; Eurotiales; Aspergillaceae
Product: Cytochrome P450
Exons: 6
Coding region: 1-1149 (382 amino acids)
Molecular function (GO): heme binding; oxidoreductase activity, acting on paired donors, with incorporation or reduction of molecular oxygen; monooxygenase activity
Source: RefSeq, a predicted model, not a curated record